Cryptomeria japonica (Japanese cedar) is the source of this 855-nucleotide messenger RNA. RefSeq lists its product as uncharacterized. The record is from RefSeq and is a predicted model, not a curated record. NCBI's taxonomy places the organism in Eukaryota, Viridiplantae, Streptophyta, Pinopsida, Cupressales, Cupressaceae. Bases 1 to 855 code for a protein of 284 amino acids. The transcript has a single exon.
AUGCCUGGAACAAAAAGGAAGUUUCCUUCCACAAUCCAAGUAGGAACUAAGCUCACUGAUAUAUUAUCAGGAAGAUUUCUUCCUCAAAAAUACAAUGACCCUGGGAGUCUUGUAAUUACUUUGAGCAUAGGAGGAGUUGAGAUACCCAGUGUGUUGAUUGAUUUAGGGGCAGCUAUGAAUGUUAUUACUACUGAUACUAUAGAAAUACUAAGAAUACCAAGAAUUCAACCCACAACAACUAUGCUUCAGUUGGCAAAUCAAUCUACUGCCAAACGCGAGGGUGUUUUGAAAGAUGUAACAGUCACAAUUUAUGCAUGGGAUUAUCCAGUAGACUUCUUGGUACUCAAAGCUAGGAAGAAGGCAUCAAGAUAUCCAAUCAUACUAGGAAGACCUUGUCUAGAGACUACAUUGGCAUUGAUAGAUUGCAAAUUUGAUAGUAUGACUAUUUCUAAUUGUAAAAGGCAAAAAGAGUUGACACUUUACCCUCUAGCUAAACCAACAUUUCAUUCUGACACUCAAUAUUGGGUUGAUGAGGAGAUAGAUUCAGAAGGGGAUGGAGUGGUUGAGUUAGCCAUGGUUACCUUAUCAGAACAUGUUGAGGAGUAUGAAGAAUAUGUGGAACAGGGAGAAGACCUUAAUUAUAGAUGUGGUGAUUUUAAUCAGAAAAAUGAGGAAUGUCCUCAUGAAGAAAUUAAAAUGGAAAGUCACAAGGAAGUUCUACAUCAUGAUAAAUUGCAUCCUUGUCCCCUUGAUACACUUAUAGGAGAUCCAUUUGAAGGGAGAAGUGACACAAAAGAAAUUACAGUCUCAUCGGAUAAACCUCUCUUCAUUAAUUCAUCUUUGCUUCCGACAUAA